Molecule: messenger RNA, 1287 nt
Organism: Atta colombica
Lineage: Eukaryota; Metazoa; Arthropoda; Insecta; Hymenoptera; Formicidae
Product: ETS-related transcription factor Elf-5-like
Exons: 7
Coding region: 354-1244 (296 amino acids)
Biological process (GO): regulation of transcription by RNA polymerase II; cell differentiation
Cellular component (GO): nucleus
Molecular function (GO): sequence-specific DNA binding; DNA-binding transcription factor activity, RNA polymerase II-specific
Source: RefSeq, a predicted model, not a curated record
AGUAGAGAUUUGGAGACCUCGUGCUCACUGUGCUCAGUCCAGUUCAGUCGUUUAUGAGAGACGCGCGGUGGAGCAUUAUUGUCAUCGCAGUUAUCGUUGCUUAUCUGAUUUGAAAUAAUUGUGUGUCCUAUUCCAUAUUUUUAAUCAAAUAUCUCAGAACGAUGAGUUUAUUCAUGCAAUAUCGGCACGUACUUCAUAAAUUACCGCGCGUUUAAUUCUCGUACGUGUAAUUAUUGUCGCUAUGCAAGUAUAAUAUAUACUACUUUUAACACGAGCGCGCCUGACUCACUGAUAGUUCUCGCUGAUAUUGUAUGACAAAAUUAAAGUGAUAGUGUCAGUGCUGUCACGUGAAAAUGGAUUCGUUUAAUAGUUACGGCAGGAGUGACUUGGAAAUAUAUCCAUCGUUUAUUAAUUUACACGAAGAUGAAAAUGAUCAUUUACUCUUGGACAUGGAUUCUUUAGUUCCCAGACGAAGCAAUUUCCUAGCAAGCCGUGGUUGUGAACCAAUUAAGAAGAAAUGCUCAUUCGGUGACGAAAGCGAGGAAAUCGAUGGCACUGGAUGGUCCGACAAACCUAUCAGAACCUGGUGUCAAGAGGAAACAAUAAAUUGGCUUAUGUCAGCCGCAUCAUAUAUCGGUCAACCUUACAGCUCCAUUCAGCACAGUCUUGCCGUAUCUGGGAAAGAAAUUGUUACUUUUACGCGAGAAGAUUUUAUUAAUCAUGAUCCUGUGUUCGGAGACCGAUUGUACAAUCUUCUCCAUUCACAACGUAUAUCAAACCUUUUACCACCAUUUGAUACCAUUCAGGCGCAAUCGGAGGAUGAGUAUACGCGAGUCAAUUCUAGCAACAUAUCCGAUGCGGAAUCAGAUAAUAGUAUCGAAAUUGCAACCAAGAGGCUGCCAGGUAGACCAAGAGUAUUAAAAACUAAGAAAAAUACCGCGAGUCAAGGAAAAUUAUGGGAAUUUAUUAGAGAUUUACUUCGUAAUAGAGAAACGUGUCCAAGUUUAAUCUGCUGGGAAGAUUAUUCACAAGCCAAAUUUCGCUUCGUAAAAAGCGAUGAAGUGGCAAAACGAUGGGGUUCACGGAAAGGAAAUACAAAAAUGACUUAUGAAAAACUUAGUCGAGCUAUGAGGUACUAUUAUAAGAGCAAAAUAUUUCUACCAGUACUUGGUCGCAGACUGGUGUAUCAAUUUGGACCAAAUGCGAAAGGAUGGCAAACAGAUAACCCAAAUUUCCGAUACUGAAACGGUGUGUCGAAAAAGAGUCACAAGUUCGUAAUAUGAUCGA